Molecule: messenger RNA, 7837 nt
Organism: Clunio marinus
Lineage: Eukaryota; Metazoa; Arthropoda; Insecta; Diptera; Chironomidae
Source: the annotation of a GenBank genome assembly
GCAUAAAAAUUAAAGUGUUUCAGAUAGUGAGCUUGUGAAUUUUUCUUUCAAAAAAUUCAUUAAACUAAAUCAAAGAACAAUAAACUCUUUUUAAUAGUGACUUCAUAGAGGCACGAAGGAAAAUUCGAGUUUAGAAAACUUAUAAAAUAUUUCUAAUCACAUUUAGUUGAGCUUAACAAUUAGUGAAAAUAAUCAAAUUGAUAGCAUGACAAGGAAAAUAAUUUUUUUUCAUUUAUAUUUGAAUAUUUUUAGACAUGUCGAUGUCUCGCUUAAUAGAUAAUGCUUAAAUUACCAAAAGGUCUGAAAAAGAAAAAGAAAGGAAAAAAAUCAAAAAAGGAUCAAGAAUUAUUCACCGAAGAAGAAUUACAGCAGUACAAACGUGAACAUCAACAGAGUGAGCAGCAAGUUGCUGAGAAAGAACCACAAAACGAAAAAAGUGAAGCCGAUGACGAAUGGUCAAAGUUUGCAGCUCUCACAACUGGCGUUGAUUCAAUUCUAAAAAAGACUCAAGGAGAUUUAGAUCGAAUUAAAUCGACUUCUUUUUUCAAGCGAGUUGCACCACCAAGUCAAACAAAAGUUGAGCCAAAAGAAGAAAAAGUUUUAGUAGAACCUCCUAAAAAAGAAGAAGAUCUUGCGAAGCAGCUUUUAAACGCAGUAGUAGAACUUUCGGAAUCAGAAGAAGAAUCAGAGUGUGAUGAUUCAGCUUUUGAUACAACUUAUAUUGAUAAAGUUGAAACUGGAGAACUUCCAUUAGCGUACAUUCCUGACUCACCUGAAGAAGAAACUGACUUAGGGCCAGAUCCAUUUGACACAGGUUACGCAGAGAAAGUUAUUAAAGGACCUGCAGUUUCAACACGUGGCAAAAAGCUUGUUAAUAUCGGUGCAGCAGUUGAAGUUCUUACUGGAAAAGUUGAAGUAGUUGGAAGUACCAGUAAAACACGAAGACAACGACGUGGAAUUCAAAAUUUGUUAUUAGAAAGUUUCGAAGCUAAAUCUGAAGACAGUGAAUCGAUUCCAGCAGCAGCUUCGGAGCCAAUUGUUACAAAAACUUUAUUAUUAGAUGAACCAACAGAUCUUGGUGAAGAAGUUCCAAUCGAUUUAAGUGUUUCUCUACACUUAUCACUUCUUCAACAAAAGAAGGAAGAAAAUAGCAACAAUUUAGAUCAGCAAAGUGAUGAUGUUAAUGAUUUAAAAGCAUUAGAUUCAAUUAUCUAUAGUCGAUCAAAAACACCAGAACCACCACAAGAAGUUGCAAGUGAUUGGUCUGAAUUUGAAGUUAAAAAAGACGAAGAAGAUAAAAAGCCAAAACGGCCACCUCUACCAUCAAGACCACCACAGCCAUCAAAUUUACAAAUUUUGCUUGGUGAAGAAGAGAAUGAUGAUGAUGAUGAUUUAAAUGAAGAUCCAUUUGACACAACUUAUGUUGAAAAAGUUGUUCCAAAAUCAAUCGAAUACGACGACGAUUUUGAUCCUCGAGCAAUUGAAGAAUUAGAAAAAGCUGCUGAAGCAGAAAAUUCAAAUUUAUCAGUAAUAAAGAAGGAUUUACUGCACACAAGUCAUACUGAUUUAGCUCAAGUUAUACCAACAUUAGAGCCAAGUGCUAACUCACAAAGUGACGUUGAAAUCGAUCCAUUUGAUACCUCUGCAGUUGACGCACUUGUUGUACCUUGCAAGACUGAAUUAAAAUAUUUGGAGAAAGAACUUUUGGAAAGUAAUCAACAAGCUUCUUUAAGUGACGACGAUUUCGACCCUCGAGCAGACGAGGAAGUUAAACCUGACUUAGAUCAACUAAGACAGAGAAAGUCAUCUUUAAGCUUACAAAUUCCGUCAGCAAAUCACAAACUUGUGUCAUUUGCUGUUACGACACCUGACUUAUUAAAAGCAGACGCUGAAGGAAGUGGAAAGAUUCCCAAACCUCUCACACCUUAUUAUACUCGUGAAAUAUCGCUUGACGACACAGUUGAAGAAGAUCCUUUCGACACUUCAUUCGUUCCAGCCAACGCACCAACAUCAAUUGAACUUCAAUUGAUUGAAAAGGAAAUUUUAAAAGAAACGACACUUAAACAUAGCAUUUCUGAUCCCGACUUUGACCCUCGUGCUAUCACACCAAUUCCAGAAAAACCUCAGACAGAUUUAUUCUUAGAAUCUGAAAGUCACGAUACUAAAGUUCUCACUCCUUAUAAAGACAACAGCAGCACCCCGGAAGAAGCGGAAAUCGACCCAUUUGACACUUCGAUAGCUGUUAACAUUCUACCAGGUUCUGCUGAACUUAAACUUUUAGAAGACGAACUUAUCGAUAAGAAACCGGAACCAGCACCACCAACUGAUAUCUUAUCAGACACUCAAGACAACUCAAUUUACGUGAAGAUUUUGACACCACAACCAAGUGGUUCACUUGAUUUAGAGUUACAAGAAGACUACGAUCCAUUUGACACUUCAUUUGCUGCAAAUUUAGCACCAGGAGAAACUGAAAUUAAGAUCAUUGAAAGCGAGCUUAUUAAUUAAAUUCUCACAGAACACAAAAUAAAUUUGAAAUCAUGGCCAAUCCAUUCUUGUUUAUGGAAGAAGAGACGGGUGCAGAAAAUCCCGUCGCUGAUUCUUAUUCCAAUCCUUUCUUAGUAGAAGAUGACGAUGAAGUUGAUGAAUUUUCAGCUGAAAAUCCUUUCUCAGCAAGUAAUCCUUUUGCUUUUAAUGAUGCUGAUGAUAAUGCCAAUGAGAAGAAUAAUGUCGAAGCCGAAUCUGGUGCAAGUUUGUUCAUUGUCGAGAAUGACAUUGAUGAACAACAAGUUGAUGCCACCAUGAGUUUCUUUGGCACUACAAUAAACGAAUAUGAUGGAUUGCAAUAUCAAAAACCAAAUGACUUGAUUAUAACUCAGCAUGAGAUGGCAGAUGAUGUUGUGAAGCAUUCAGAGGAUGAUGCUGUGCACAGUCAUAAGCCACCACCUCGGCCGUUGCCACCAUCACAAAUGACACAACAAUUAAUCACAAACUUAACUGACCAUUUGGAUCAAACCAGCACAAAUUUACUGGGAAAACUUCCAAAAACUCGAACGCCAAGUCCCAUCUCGAUGCGAGAUUUACAUUCGCCUGAUGUUGGUGAUUUGUUAGAUGUUUCCGAUAUGUUAUCUUGUGAACAAGAACAACAAUCAAACAAUGUCGUACCGAAGUCAAAUGAUCAUGAAGUUGAACAUAAACCACACCGCCCACCACCCCCUAGACCUGUCCCUCCACGACCUACACCACCAAAAGGAUCACUAAAAUCAUCACCAGUCACUGAACCACCUCCAAUCAUCACAAAUAAUUCAGCAAAAGAUCCACAAGCUCAUCAACAAGACGACGAUGAUUUGCUCAAUUUCUUUGGCUCGGAAAAGAAGAAACCUCCAAAACCAGCUCCACCAAAAUCAAAUAAAGAUAUUCUCAGUUUAUUCACAGCACCAACACAACCUGUGGUUGCUGAUCAGAAGCCAGAUUUAUUAAGUGAAGAUAUGGAAAAUAUUGAUUUCACUGUUCAAAAUCAUACUCAAGCAGCAGUGGCGAUUGUUCAACCAUAUGAACCCGAGAAAGAAAUUGUUAUUGAAGUGCAAGAAGAGAAAGUCAUUCCACAACAACCAAUUGUUGAAGAACCUUUAAUCCAAAAGGAAGAAUUUGUUGAGAAUCAUAUAGCGAGUUCUGAUUCAAUGACGAAAAUGGAAAUAUCACCAGAUCAUUCCAUUAAAUUAAAUAAUCAUGAACAAGAGAAAGAAGUUGAAGAAGUUGAACAACCAAAAUCAGAAGUUCCAUCAAAUCAUCAUAGCCCUGAGAUUGAAAAAGUGACAACAUCAACAUCAAGUGGAUAUCUUAGUAAUACGACAUUGCAAGAGUCUGAGACUCCUGAAAUAACUCAGAUUCAAGUUACACAAGCUGAAGACGAACCUUCUCCAAAGCUACAAUUUCUGCAACAACGUUCGGAAGUUUAUCAGAAUCAGCGGCCUACAACACCAGACCCUAUUGUGGCUUUGCCUGAACUUGCACCAAUAUUUGGUGGACAAAUUACAACUUCACCAGCUAAAGCUGCACCACCACCACCACCAGCUCGUGAUGGAAGUGUCUUGUCAUCUGUUAAAACUCAGCAACCAGCAGUUGUUCCUGAAAUUGUAAAACCUGAUGAAUUUGAUGACUUCUCGAUGAAGUUUGAAAGUAAAGGACAGACAAAGGCUACUGGAAAUGCAUUCUUGGAUAGCCUUGAGACAACUGCAGUUGACACUGCUGAUGCUUGGGGUGGCUCAGACGCAUUCGAUGGAAAUAAUGUUGUUGAUGAUGGCUUUGGUAAUGAAGAUGGAUUUGAUUCAUGGGAUGCUCCAGUUGUUCCAGAAAGUACGCCGUUUAUGAAUCGCCGAUCAUCGAUAGAUUCUGAUGAAGGAAAAGAUUUUAGUGUAGUAAUAAAACCAAAAGCCAUUGGCUUUGAUCUUAAUGAUCAUGGAAGUGUUGCGCCAAUUCUUGGCCCUCCACCACCUCAAAGGUCUCCAUACUCUGGUUCAGUUUAUUCAGGAGAUUCAUCACCGAGAGUGAAUCCAUUCGAAAGCAGUUACACAGAACCACAAAUGGAUAGCAAAUCGCCAGAACGACGUGACUCACAAGAUUCGGGUCCCGGAACUCCAUUAUUUGACGAUGACGUGUCUCAACCUCUCGAAGACUUCCCACGUAUCUUCUACGAAGGGCCAGGAUGGGAAAUGCAGCUACGUCAGCCAAAUAAAAAGAAAAUAACUGGUCAAAGGUUUUGGAAAAAAGUUUUUGUUCGAAUGGUUUGGCAAGGUGACAAUCCAGUUGUGCAACUUCUCAAUAAAGAUACCGACAAAGAGCCUUUUCAAGAACUACCAUUACAAGGUUGCUACUCAAUUUCCGAGAUUGCUGCUCAACAAUUUGACAACUUCGGAAAGAUAUUCACGAUUAAACUUCAAUAUGUUUUUUAUAAGGAACGUCCAGGUGUACGACCAGGACAAGUCACAAAGGCUGAACGCAUCACAACUAAACUUAGCAUGUUUGCCAAAUACGCGAUUGAAGGCGACUAUCAAGGUGUUAAGGAGUUUGGAAGUGAUUUGAAGAAACUUGGCUUACCAGUUGAACAUGCACCACAAAUGUCACAACUUUUCAAACUCGGUUCAAUGAAUUACGAGGAUUUAAAGCAAUUUUCAAUGUGCAUAGAAGAAGCGUUAUUUAAGUUAAAUGUUCAUCGUGAUCGUGCGUUAACAUAUAAGAUGGAAGAAGUGCAAGUGACUGCUGUUGAUGAGAUUUAUGUAGAACAAAGUUCAGAAGGCUACAUUGAGAAACAAAUUGCAAGAGUUCGUCUUUUCUUUUUGGGAUUUUUAUCAGGAAUGCCUGACAUUGAACUUGGUCUUAACGAUUUGUGGAGACAAGGUAAAGAAGUUGUUGGUCGUCAUGACAUUAUUCCAGUUGCAACAGAAGAGUGGAUUCGACUGGAAGGCGUUGAGUUUCAUUCUUGCGUUCAACAAGAUCAAUAUGAACGUACACGAACAAUCAAAUUUAAGCCACCAGAUGCCUGCUAUAUUGAACUCAUGAGAUUUCGUGUACGUCCACCGAAAAACCGUGAAUUACCUUUACAACUGAAAGCAACAUGGGUUGUUACUGGAAAUAAAGUUCAACUGAGAGCAGACGUCUUAGUUCCAGGCUUUACAUCACGUAAACUUGGACAAAUUCCAUGUGAAGAUGUUGCAAUUAGAUUUCCAAUUCCCGAAUGUUGGAUUUACUUAUUCCGUGUUGAAAAGCAUUUCCGUUAUGGUUCAGUUAAAUCAACACAUCGACGAACUGGAAAGAUAAAAGGCAUUGAACGAUUUUUAGGAACUGUUGAAACACUACAAGAGUCUCUCAUCGAAGUAACAUCUGGUCAAGCGAAGUAUGAACAUCACCAUCGUGCAAUUGUUUGGAGAUGCCCUCGGCUACCAAAAGAGGGUCAAGGAGCUUACACGACUCAUCAACUUAUAUGUCGUCUCGCUCUUACAAGCUUUGAUCAAAUCCCCGAUCAACUAGCGCCAUAUGCGUACAUAGAAUUUACAAUGCCAGCGACUCAAGUGUCGCACACGACUGUAAGAUCUGUGAGUGUUCAAGAGUCUGACAGUGAUGAGCCACCAGAGAAAUAUGUUCGGUAUUUAGCAAGACAUGAGUAUAGAGUUGGCAUUGAACACACCAUGGGUGAAAGUCAAAAUGCAUAUUUGUCAGCUACAGCAGUUAAGACACCACAACAUCAACCUAUUCGUGAGGAACCUGUUGCAGCUACUCCAAUGGCAACACAUAGUGAUACAGAUUCAGAUUCAAAUUAGAGUUGCAAUCAACGUAGACUCUAGUAAGUAUGUGAUUAAUUUAAAAAUGAAAAAAAGGAUAAAUAUAUACUUAAUUGAAUUCGACAUCUAUCUGUUUGUUUGUGGAGGUAUUAAUAAUAUUAAGAAAUUUAAUUGCAAGCUCGAAUGAAAAGUCGAAUGAAAAUUUAUUGCUUUUAUCUACAUUUUGGGAGUGAAAUUAAAGCUGAUUUGAUGUUUAUUCUAUUUUAUUAAAUACUCUUCAAUCAAACGUAAUUUUAUUCUCACGAUGAAUUAUUCAAUGUAAUAAUAAUAACGAAAUAAUAAUAAAUGUUUGCAUGUCAUAAUGACGAUGAAAAUAAUUCCAAAAUCACCAAAUCUUUAAAUUAAGAAAACAUCCAAAUUUAGACAAAUAAAUUAUGUUGCAGUUUUCCAAAUCAAAAAGUUAUUAAUUCUAGUGAAAGUUUUCUUUUGAAUAAUUUGUAAGAUUCUCUGUUAAUUGUGCUUUCUUAGGAAUAAAAAUAUUUAUUGGCCAGACAUAUCUCGAAUGCGUGUAUGUUGAAUUCAUUUAAUUUGGCUUUUGUUUGUAUGAAAGGAGAUAAUUAUUACCAACAUAAAAUUCUUUUCGAAGAGAAAUGAGUGAUAUAUCAUAAAUAUUGCAUCAUAUAAUUUGAUUCAUAAAAAUCAUGAAAGUUAUUCAGCUUCAUUAAACCAAAUAAAUGAUAAUGAAAAUAAAUAGUCUUAUGAAAUUUAUAUCUUUAUUCCUUAUCCAUUUUUCGUUCGACAAUAAAAUAAAUAAUAAAUCACAGUAAGAUUAAAUUAUUCUUCUCUGUUCUCCAUAUUUAAUUCCCUUAAUCCCCUAGAAUUUAAGAAAGUCUGUGUGACUUAAUAAUCUGAACGUGAAAAAGUUUAAAUUGAAAAUUUUAAUCAAAAAUUAAAAUUAACAAAAUAUUAAAAUGUAAAAAAGAAAAAUAGUGAAUAUUUAAAAGGUGUUAAAGAUUUAAUUUCCAAUUCCAAAUUAUUUAAAUAUUUGUUCAUAAAUGCUAACUAUCAUCAAAUAUUUAAAAAUAAUGAAAAAAUCUCCUUAGGGAAAAUUCUUGAAAUUGUAAAAUUCUACGAAAAAUGAAAAUGAAAAUCUUUAACGCAUUAAUGUUGAUAUAAAAUCAAUUGAAUGUGUCGAACAGAGUAUUUAAGAACAUGAAAUAAUAUUUAAACUGCAAUAUACUCUACUUUAGAUUAGAAUACUCCUACUGAAAAUAUUUAUCGAUGAUAUUUAAGGAACAUAUAUACUUACAUACAUACACUUGAAUAAAUGAAUACUUAACGAUGAAUAUAUCUAAUUAAUAAAAAUGAUUGAGCUGCUGAAAAGAUUUAAGAAUAUAAAAAAGUUAUAAGAAGGUCACGAGUCACGUUUAUGACAAAAAACAAAAGCAUUAAAUAAUAUUUAUGAUAUGAAAUAAGAACUCCCCAAAAUAUUAUUGAAAUCCUAUAAGAAUAAAUAAAAAUGUUGAAGAAUUAAUAAAGUGAGGAAAAAAAUGUUAGAAAUC